CUGUCAUUUAUCCUUACUUAACAGUAUGCACCUAUAUAUACAUAACCCCCCUGACCCUCUAAUUCCUCACAGACCACAUUUUCUUGGAAAAGUUAGGACUUUUAAUAAUUGAUUGAUUAAAGGAUGGAGAUUGAUUUGACACCCAAGUUGGCUAAGAGUGUUUAUGGGGGUGAUGGUGGAAGCUACUCUGCUUGGUGUCCUGAUGAUCUGCCUAUGCUUAAACAAGGCAAUAUUGGGGCUGCUAAGCUCUCUCUUAACAAGAAUGGCUUUGCUCUUCCUAGUUAUUCUGAUUCUGCCAAGGUUGCUUAUGUUCUUCAGGGUAGUGGAGUUGCUGGAAUUGUUCUUCCGGAGAAAGAAGAGAAAGUUAUUCCUAUCAAAACAGGGGAUUCCAUUGCUCUCCCAUUUGGUGUUGUGACUUGGUGGUACAAUAAAGAGGACACCCAGCUUGUAGUUCUCUUCUUGGGAGAUACUUCAAAAGCCCACAAAACUGGUUCAUUUACAAACUUUUUCUUGACUGGGUCUAAUGGAAUCUUCACUGGCUUUUCAACUGAAUUCGUAGGCAGGGCAUGGGAUUUGGAUGAAAGUGUUGUGAAAACCUUGGUAGGAAACCAAACCGGUAAUGGAAUUGUCAAGCUUGAUGCAGGGUUUAAGAUCACUGAACCCAGUGAGAAACACCGAAAUGGAUUGGUGUUGAACUGUUUAGAAGCCCCGUUAGAUGUUGAUAUCAAAAAUGGUGGAAGGGUUGUGGUCUUGAACACCAAGAAUUUGCCUUUGGUUCGUGAGGUUGGCCUUGGAGCUGAUCUUGUCAGGCUAGAUGGAAGUGCAAUGUGCUCUCCUGGUUUUUCAUGCGACUCGGCAUAUCAGGUAACCUACAUUGUUCGAGGAAGUGGCCGUGCUCAGGUUGUUGGUGUAGAUGGGAAACGUGUCCUGGAAACUACUGUCAAGGCUGGUAAUCUGUUCAUUGUGCCCAGGUUUUUUGUUGUGUCAAAGAUUGCUGAUCCUGAAGGCCUGGAAUGGUUUUCUAUCAUAUCCACUCCAAAUCCGGUAUUCACCCAUCUAGCUGGAAGCAUCGGCGCUUGGAAGGCGUUGUCUCCUCAAGUUCUCCAGGCCUCUUUCAAUGUGGGUUCAGAUGUGGAGCAGCAGUUUCGCUCUAAAAGGACUGCUGAUGCCAUCUUCUUCCCUCCACCAAAGUGAAGAUCUGCUCAUGUUGCUCCAUAAGCUGAAAAUCUUAUCACAAUAUAAAGUAGUAUAGGUCUUUAAUUUCCCAAAUAAUGUUCAAUCUGGAUGUUGCUGAACAAAGUUCCUUCCCGUGGUUUUUGGAUAUUGCCGAGUAUAUUAGGAUUUUAUGAUAAAUUUUCUUUUAUCUUUCCCAAAGUUUCCGUUUUGGGAACACAGUUUGCAACUCAA
Messenger RNA from Daucus carota subsp. sativus, 1407 nucleotides. RefSeq names its product 11S globulin subunit beta. Gene Ontology annotation, molecular function: nutrient reservoir activity. The record is from RefSeq and is a predicted model, not a curated record. Bases 124 to 1194 code for a protein of 356 amino acids. The transcript has 3 exons. NCBI's taxonomy places the organism in Eukaryota, Viridiplantae, Streptophyta, Magnoliopsida, Apiales, Apiaceae.